This is a messenger RNA of Malassezia japonica, 3486 nucleotides long. It is a transcript of the gene POL5, whose product is annotated as DNA-directed DNA polymerase. Gene Ontology annotation, cellular component: nucleolus. NCBI's taxonomy places the organism in Eukaryota, Fungi, Basidiomycota, Malasseziomycetes, Malasseziales, Malasseziaceae. Bases 1 to 3486 code for a protein of 1161 amino acids. The transcript has a single exon. Gene Ontology annotation, biological process: regulation of DNA-templated transcription. Gene Ontology annotation, molecular function: transcription factor binding; rDNA binding. The record is from RefSeq and is a predicted model, not a curated record.
AUGGGGAGCACGCUGGCGCUCUUUUGGGGCCUCGCAGGCGUAGACAAAGAGGCGCGUAUCGACGCGUCCGAUGCGCUCGUUCAGGCCCUUUUGGCACAUCACGAUGACAGUGCCGAGGCGCCUCUCCCGGAAGAAUAUGCGGUCGCUGACCCUUGCGCUGUGAGCGACCAAGAGGCUAGCGCGGCCGAGCAGCGCAUCGACCAGUACAACUCGUCGGAAGUGGGCUAUGCUUUGCGCCGCCUCGUGCGGGGUCUCGCGAGUCCGCGCGAGAAUGCACGCUCGGGAUUCGCGGUGGCGCUCGCCGAGCUUCUCUCACACCUGCAGUCGGUCAGCGCACAGGAUAUCCUCGUCUUGCUGCUCAAGCACACCGCUGUGCACGGCAGCAUGAACGGACAAGAGGUGCGCGACGUGCAGUUUGCACGCCUCUUUGGCAUCUACGCCCUGGUGCGCUCGGGGCUCGUGUACGGCGCAGGCUCGACGCUCGGCACGUUUGAACGCUGCUUCAACGUGCUCCUCGCGAUCGCCGCGUACAAGUCGUGGCUCUCAGAGUCGUGCGGGUUUGCGCUGGUGCAGCUCCUCGAGCCGCUGGGCGUCAACAACGUGCAGCGCCCAGAGUGGGCGCAAGAGGCGCUAGAGUGGGCGGCGCAGCGCGUCUGCGCGACGCAGCACCUCUCGCCCGAGCUCCUGGCGCUGCUGAUCACGCUCCAGCGCGUCGACCCGAGCCUCGGGCUCGACGCGCGCGUGCCGUCGCCGCUCAAGAGCGCAAAUCUCUUGGCGCCGAACAACCUGCCGGCCGUCGCACGCACGCUGCGCGAGGCCACGCCGCUCUCGCUCGACGCGGACGGCGCGCCGCCCACGGGCGGGACGUGGCACACGACCCUCCCAUUCGUGUGGGACCUCUUGCUCGACGCAUACUUUGCCGGCACCGCGCCGUCGGGCGCCGCGCCGUUUGCCGACUUUUUCCGCAUCGCCGUCGACGAGUCGCUCUUUGCGAACCAGGCGUCGCCGGAGCGCAAGUCGUGGGGGUUCCAGGUCCUGCACCGCACGCUGCAGCGCGCGCCCGCCGACCUGCUUCCGUUCCUCUUCACGCCGAACCUGAUGCGGACGUGGAUCAACCAGCUCACGGAAAAGAACCGCCUGCUGCACUCGAUGGCGCAAAAGACGGUCGCAUUUGUGAGCGACGCAGUGAAGCGCAACCCUACCGCGGGCCUUGCGCUCGUGACGCAGCUCCUGGGCGAGCACGGCCGCCAAAACUUUGACAAGGUCACGCAUACCAAGACGAUCGAGUCGAUUCUGUCGUCGCUCGACGAGUCGGGCAUCCAGCGCUACCUCGCUUAUCUGCGCAGCAUCGCCUAUGCGCCGACCAACCAGGACGACGCAAAGCAUACCACGACGCAGCGCCAGUGGGUGUGCGACCAAAUGCUCGCACUCGUGCGCAGCUCGCUCGUGCCCAAGUCCACCGCAUGGAUCAAGGACGUGCUCGUGUUCCUCGCGGGCUUUGGCUUCUUUGCGGUGGCCAAGGCGCCGAGCGCCCCGUGGAGCCCGGUGCUGGAGCUACCCCAGGUGCCGUUCUCGGAAGAGAUGCAGGCGCUGUGCCGCCUGCGUCUCCAGGCAUGCCUCACCGAGCUCAAGAACGCCGAGGUGAACGGCCACCCGUGGAUCCUCGAAGUGCACGACAUCCUCAGCAAGAUGGCCAAGGACAAGGCGUUCCGCGGCAUUGCGCUGCCUGUUGCCCAGGAGCGUGUGGACGCUGCCUCGACGACGCUCCGUGCGCUCGCCAAGGCCGCCGCGAAAGAGUCCAAGCCCGAGCAGCUCGCCAAGAUCCGCGCGGUCGAGACGCUGCUUGCGGCCGUCAUGCUCGUCUCGUACGAAGACACGGACGAGUCGCCGGACCUCGUCGACUCGCUUGUCGACGUCUCCAAGCUCCUGUUCCUGGAGAAGAAGAAGGGCAAGACGGGCUCGGUGAGCCCCAUGGAGAUGCUCAUGGACGUGCUAAUCGGCCUCUUGGAGUUCUCGUCGUCGUUCCUGCGUGCCGUGGCGAGCCAGGCGUUUGUCGCGUUCAGCGGCUCGCUCAAUGCCGAGAGCUUGGACCAUCUGAUUGAUCAGUUGGGCCUGAAUGCUCCCGAUGCGGACGAGGACGAAGACAUGGAUGAGGACGACGAAGAGGACGAGGAGGCCGUGGACGAGGACGACGAUGACGAUGACGUGGACGAUGACGACGAUGAUGACGAGGACGACGACGAAGAGGACGAUGCCGACGCCGAUGCUGAAGUCGACCCCAUCCUCCGCUCCAAGAUUGAAGAGGCCUUCCGCGACAAUGGCAUGGCCGAAGAUGACGACGAGGAAGAAGAGCUCUUUGACGACGACCAAAUGGCGCAGCUCGACGACAAGCUUGCCGAGAUCUUUGUGCAGCACUCGAGCUCGAAGCGCAAGGAGCGCGAGGCGAUCCAGCGGGACACGGCGCUCUUCCACAACAAAAUCCUCGACCUGCUCGAGAUCUACGCAAAGGAGCAGAGCGCGAGUGUGCUGCUCGUGCGCCUUGCUGCGCCGCUCUUUGCGCUCGCCAAAGGCGCCGGCGACGUGAGUCAGCAAGUCGCGACGCGCGCGAGCCAAGUGCUGCGCAACCGCAUCUGCAAGUCAAAAGACCAGCCUCGUGGCGAGUUGGACGAGGAGCUGGUCCACGAUGAACUGCGUGCUAUGCAUGCCUACGUGCGUGCGUCGCAGGACGCCUCGCUUUCCGAGCUCGCUGGUCUUGUGAGCCAGUUCUAUACCAAGGUGCUCCUGCGCAACAGUGCCUCUGGCGUGCGUAUUCCCCUGGCGCUCUACAAGGAGACGCUGAGCGACUUUUUGCAGCGCAAGGCGUCGCCUGUCCGCCCCGCGUUCCUUCUGGACGCGAUACGGCGCUUCCCCGAGCUCGGGUGGGCGCUGCGCGAGGCGCUGCUCGACGGCAGCCGCGAGAACAAAGCGGCGCGUGCCUUCCGGCAGAUGCAGGCGCUGUCUAUGCUGCAGGUCGUUCUGCAGCAGCAGCAGCAGAAGGACACCCGCCAGGCGAGCGCCGAGGAGGUGCUUGCGUUCCUCGCCGAGGUGCGCAGCAUGGCCCUCGACAUUGUGCGUGCGGCCGCGACGAGUGACGCUCUCAACGCCCAGCGCCUCAAGGAGGUGCUCCGCUUUGCGCUGCAGGCGGUACGUGUGACGGUGCGUGUUGCGGAUGCUACGGACGACUCUGCGGCGCACGUCGCCCAGUGCUGGCCGCUGGACGAGCUGCGUGGUGCGCUCGAGGCGCUGCAAAGCGCCGAGCGCUUCCAGAGCUCAACGUCGCUGCACGGCAUGCUGAAGGAAAUGACCGCGGUCGUUUCCCGCGCCACGCAGACCGACGCCAGUGCCCCCAAGCCCAAGAAGCGCGCCGCGCCCACAGAAAAGGCCGAGGCCCCACCUGCGGCGCCGGCCAAGAAGACGGCCAAGAAGGCCAAGGCGAAGCGCCUGUAG